Messenger RNA from Xiphias gladius (swordfish), 663 nucleotides. It is a transcript of the gene nts, whose product is annotated as neurotensin. Bases 1 to 468 code for a protein of 155 amino acids. The transcript has 4 exons. Lineage: Eukaryota; Metazoa; Chordata; Actinopteri; Istiophoriformes; Xiphiidae. Gene Ontology annotation, molecular function: neuropeptide hormone activity. The record is from RefSeq and is a predicted model, not a curated record. Gene Ontology annotation, cellular component: extracellular region.
AUGCAGGCACAGCUGGCGUGUGUGCUGCUCCUCUGCUUCACAUGUGGUGGACUUUGUACAGACGUCGACCAGGAGCAGCGAGCACUAGAAGAGGAGCUGCUCAGCAGUCUCUUCACCUCUAAGAUGAAGCAGAAUAAGCAGAGUGCCCCCUACUGGCGUGUGUCGCUGGCCAACCUGUGCAGGAUGGUGAGCAGCCUGCGGCAGGAGACGUGGAGCAGUGACGAGCAGGAGGACGGCGAGCUGAGGGAGGGGAGCCUCCAGCUGCUGGAGGAGCUGUACAGCCUGCAACACAUCUGCCGAGCGCUGCAGGGCCGGGAGGAGAGGCUACUUCACGACUCUCUAGAAUAUUUAGAGGAGAACAGUGACACUCCGCUGAAGCGAAAAUCACCCUACAUCCUGAAGAGGCAAGCGGCGCACACCACCAAGUCCCGGAGGCCAUACAUCUUAAAACGAAGUGCAAUUUACUGACAACCAUCCCAGAGGCCGAGGUGAUGUUAAAGGGAACAGGCCAUAUACUUUCUGUGAAGAUGUGAUUGUGUUUCUUUUCUCUCGCUUCCUGUAGCUGCAAUGUUUUUUCUUUUCCCAUUGUUGUUUUUCUUCAGUCAGACCCUUUGAUUGUAUGUCCAGCAUCGAGGCCUGUCUGUAUUCUGCUCCUUUCAAAUA